This is a messenger RNA of Aspergillus versicolor CBS 583.65, 984 nucleotides long. RefSeq lists its product as uncharacterized. The record is from RefSeq and is a predicted model, not a curated record. Gene Ontology annotation, cellular component: cytosol. The transcript has 10 exons. NCBI's taxonomy places the organism in Eukaryota, Fungi, Ascomycota, Eurotiomycetes, Eurotiales, Aspergillaceae. The coding region runs from base 1 to 984 and encodes 327 amino acids. Gene Ontology annotation, molecular function: aldose reductase (NADPH) activity.
AUGUCGUUUGGCAAACGAGUUACACUUUUAUCUGGACAGCAAAUUCCUACCCUAGGAUAUGGAACUUGGCAAUCAUCGCCUGGGGAGGUAUCGGUUGGAGUGUAUGAAGCGUUGAAAGCCGGAUAUCGCCAUCUGGUAAGCUACGAGAACCAGCCGGAAGUUGCACAGGGAAUCAAAAGAGCUCUUGCUGACACUCCUGGCUUGAAGAGGGAGGAUAUAUUUAUUACGUCUAAGCUUUGGAAUAAGCGAGUACCUGUCAUUUUAAACCAGAAGACUCUGGACGAGACUCUUCGAGAGCUCGAACUCGAUUACCUCGACCUGUACCUUGUGCACUGGCCCGUUGCCUUUCAAAAGACCAGUGACAACCAGCUCUCGCCCCUGGACAAUGAUGGCACGCAAGUUGCAAUCGACAAUUCUGUCUCGCUCAUUGACACCUGGAAAGCAAUGAUAAAACUUCCCCAAUCCAAGGUGCGCGCUAUCGGGGUCUCCAACUUCACACCGGAGCACAUCAAGGCCAUCAUCGACGCUACCGGAGUGUGCCCCGUCGUCAACCAGGUGGAGCGCCAUCCUCUCCUGCAACAGAAUGACACUCUGGUGAAGUACGCCAAGGAAAAGGGAAUUCACAUCACAGCCUACUCGGCAUUCGGAAACAACAACGUCGGGGCACCGCUUCUUCUAGAACACCCGACAGUCAAGCAGGUCGCGGAGAGCCUCUCGGCCACCCCUGCUCAAGUCUUGCUUGCAUGGGCCCAGAGUGGCGGACACAGUGUUAUACCCAAGUCGGUGACACCGUCUCGUAUUCGCGCCAACUUCCAAGAGAUCGAGCUCCCAGACGGCGCUCUUACCGCGAUCAGUGCUAUUGGCAGCGUCCCUCGUCGCUACAACAUUCCUGUGACUUUCGUUCCACCAUGGAAUAUCAACCUCUGGAACGAAGAGGCCGAGAAGAACGCCGCGAACUCGGUUGUUGUGGGAAAGGCUGCGUGA